AUGCCCCCCUCCGCCUCCGCCUCCACUAACGGGGCCUCCUCCACCCCCGACGCCCUCGAAUCCGACCUCCUCGUCAAGCUUUCUGCCAGCUGCGCACUUGAAGAUCUGCAGGAAACCCUGCUCGGAUCGCUCCACCGCUUGGGCUGGACCGAAAAAGUCACCACCCUCGCCACAGAACUCCUCCGCGCCGGCCGCUGUGAGACCUUCGAUGAUGUGAUGGCGGCAGUGCUCGCUUCAGCAGAGGGGCGAAGUCACCCCGCACUGGGGUCCGACAUCGCCAAUGGUGAAACUACAAAUGGAACAAAGGAGACGAACGGUAUCAAGAAAGGCAAAGCCAAAGAUCAUCACUAUGAUCCUCUGAAGUACAUUGAAGAAAUCGAUAUCCGCAUUCCGGAGACAGUGGUCGACGAGGGCGUUCGUGGGUUGAAGGAUAUUAUACGAGAAGUGGCCGACUUGGAAGGCGAGAGCGCGCCCAACGGCGACAAGAAAUAA
Molecule: messenger RNA, 492 nt
Organism: Penicillium coprophilum
Lineage: Eukaryota; Fungi; Ascomycota; Eurotiomycetes; Eurotiales; Aspergillaceae
Exons: 1
Coding region: 1-492 (163 amino acids)
Source: RefSeq, a predicted model, not a curated record